GAUAUUUCUGGAAAUAUGAAUUUGUCUAUUUUGUAACGUUUCAGAGCUCUUUGUUCUUCUCUUGUAAUUUCUAGGGCAUACUCUGCAGCAGAUCUCUUCUCUUUUAAGCCAUGGAGUUACCCCCAAAAGUGAAAAACAUGUUGCUUUUGGAUUCUGAAGGUAAGCGUGUAGCGGUUAAGUAUUACUCAGAUGACUGGCCAACAAAUUCUUCAAAGGAAGCUUUCGAAAAAGCUGUGUUCACAAAGACUCAGAAAACAAGUGCCCGGGCUGAAGUGGAAGUGACGGCAUUAGAGAACAACAUUAUUGUGUACAAGUUUGCACAAGAUCUCCAUUUCUUUGUUACCGGCGGUGAAGAGGAAAACGAGCUUAUCUUAGAUAGUGUGCUUCAGGGACUCUUUGAUGCAGUGACCCUUCUCCUUAGAGGCAAUGUUGAUAAGAGAGAAGCACUGGACAAUCUUGAUCUCAUCUUUCUAUGCUUCGAUGAAAUUAUCGACAAUGGUAUUGUUCUGGAGACAGAUGCAACUGUGAUCGCAGGAAAAGUAGGGAUCGACAGUACUGACCCUAAUGCACCUCUAUCCGAGCAGACGAUAAGUCAGGCACUCGCAACAGCAAGAGAGCAUUUGACAAGGUCACUUUUGAAAUGAUGUGUGUGGAUGUUCGGUUAUUAUAUCGGUUUUUGUUGUUGUCGUCGUCGUCUCUAUAUAUAAUGAAACUAUGAAUGUGUGUUUUGUCUUUUGUGGUUGCGUUAAUAGACUCUGAAAAAUAGAAAUUAGAAUUUGGAAUUUGAACUUUAAGAUAGUUACAGUUCUCAAGGCCUGAAGGCCAAAACAUUCUCUGAA
Molecule: messenger RNA, 839 nt
Organism: Capsella rubella
Lineage: Eukaryota; Viridiplantae; Streptophyta; Magnoliopsida; Brassicales; Brassicaceae
Product: coatomer subunit zeta-1
Exons: 6
Coding region: 111-644 (177 amino acids)
Biological process (GO): retrograde vesicle-mediated transport, Golgi to endoplasmic reticulum; intra-Golgi vesicle-mediated transport; intracellular protein transport
Cellular component (GO): COPI vesicle coat
Source: RefSeq, a predicted model, not a curated record